GUUGGCGGAAGCGAUCGGCGCGGGGUUCGGGUGCCGGGAGCGGCUGGGCGCCAUGGCUUCCAUUCUGGAUGAGUACGAGGACUCCCUGUAUCGUUCCGCCUCCGUGCAGCAGAGCCGCGCCAGCGUGGGCAUCCCGCACUCCGGAUAUGUGAAUGCACGACUGGAAAAGGAAACACCAAUAUUUAACAAGCAAAGGAUUGAUUUUGCUCCUCCAGAGAAAAUUAACAGCUUGGUGGUCUCCUCUAACCAGCUCUGUAUGAGCCUUGGCAAAGACACCCUUCUCAGGAUUGAUCUUGGGAAGCCAGAUGAACCUAAUCAAGUGGAGUUGGGACGCAAAGAUGAAGCCAAGGUCUACAAGAUGUUUUUGGACCACACAGGCUCUCAUCUCCUGAUUGCUUUGAACACUAGUGAAUGCCUUUACCUGAACAGAAGUGUUCAGAAAGUACGAGCACUCUCCCGCUGGAAAGGCCACUUGAUUGAAAGCGUGGGCUGGAACAAAUUUCUUGGUACAGAGACCAACACUGGGCCUAUCCUGGUGGGAACAGCCCAGGGGCAAAUUUAUGAAGCUGAAAUAUCUGUCAGCGAGGGAAGCCUCUUCAGCACUAAUCCUGACCAGUACUUCCGACUGGUCUACACUCUGGAGGAGGAAUCGGGAUCUGCGCCUGUCUGCUGCUUGGAGAUUGAACGAGGGAUAGAAGGGAAAUUUUUUAUUAUAGCAACCACUCGAAAGAGACUUUUCCAGUUUGUUGGCAAAGUGCCUGAAGGUACAGAGCAGCAAGGCUUCGGCUCCAUAUUUGCUAUGCAUGCUGACCACUUGCCCAGCUUCAGAGAGUUUCCAGCCAGCUUUGGAUUCAGUGAGAUAGCCUUUUAUACUCCAAAACUGCGCUCCAACCCACGCUCCUUUGCCUGGAUGAUGGGAAAUGGUGUUUUAUAUGGUACGUUGGAUUAUAGCCGUCCCGAUUCGAUUUUGAGUGAUGAACGGGUCUGGGUUUAUCCUUCUGAUAUUGAUGUAACUGUGAACAAGCCAAUAUCCAUUGUGCUCACCCAGUUCCACUUUCUGUUGCUGCUGCCUGAUCGGGUGAUGGCUGUAUGCACGCUGAAUGAGCAAGUGGUUUUUCAAGAUCUGUUCUUGGAGAAGUUUGGCACGUUGACACGCAUGAUCAAAGAUCCUAUGGUCCAGCAGAUCUGGAUCCACACUGAGAAAGUUGUGUUCCGCUAUCAUGUCCAGCGGGAAUCUAGAGAUGUGUGGAAAAUGUAUAUGAAUAUGAACAAAUUUGAUUUAGCCAAAGAAUACUGUAAAGACCGUCCAGAGUGCCUAGAUAUUGUGCUGGCAAAAGAAGCAGAACACUGCUUCCAAAACAAGAGGUAUCUAGACAGUGCCAAGUGUUAUGCACUGACCCAGAACUAUUUUGAGGAAAUUGCCCUUAAGUUCAUUGAAGCCAAGCAAGAAGAGGCCCUGAUGGAGUUUCUAAUUAAGAAGUUAAAUAACCUAAAGCAUUCUGAGAAGACACAGACCACUCUGCUGACCACAUGGCUAACAGAGCUGUAUCUGAACUGGCUAGGUAUACUGGAAGGAGAUCCCUCACAGCGGAAUCUCUAUUUGGAUACCCGGGAGAAGUUUCGCACCUUCCUGAGCAGCCCGAAGAACAAAGACUGUUUAUUUAAUAACCGGGCAUCUAUUUAUGAGCUUUUGGCAAGCCAUGGGGACACAGAGCACAUGGUCUAUUUUGCAGUCAUCAUGCAGGACUAUGAGCGAGUAGUAGCUCACCACUGCCAGCAUGAUGAGUACGAUGAAGCUCUAAAUGUGCUGUCCAGGCACAGAGAUGAGAAGCUGUUCUACAAGUUCUCUCCGGUCCUCAUCCAGCAUAUUCCCAAGAAAGUGGUUGAUGCUUGGAUUUCUAUGGGCUCCAGACUGGAUGCCAGGAACCUUAUUCCAGCUCUUGUUAACUAUAGCCAGAGUGCCAGUACUCAGCAGAUCAAUGAAGCCAUUAGAUACAUGGAGUUCUGUGUAUAUCAGUUGGAGGAAACCCAGCAAGCUAUUCACAACUAUCUGCUGUCUCUCUAUGCUUUGUGUCGGCCAGAUUCAUUGCUGUCAUACCUGGAACAAGCAGGAACCAACCCAAACAGAAUCCACUAUGACCUGAAGUAUGCACUGCGCCUAUGUGCAGAGCAUGGGCACCAUCAUGCAUGUGUCCAUAUUUAUAAAGUGAUGGAAUUAUAUGAGGAAGCUGUGGAUCUUGCGUUACAGGUGGAUGUUGAUCUUGCCAAGUCCUGUGCAGAUCUCCCUGAAGAUGAUGAGGAACUCCGGAAGAAGCUGUGGUUGAAGAUUGCUCGCCAUGUUGUUCAGGAAGAGAAGGAUGUCAAGAAGGCAAUGGCCUGCCUCUCCAGCUGUGCCCUGCUGAAGAUUGAAGAUGUCCUGCCAUUUUUUCCAGACUUUGUCACUAUUGACCAUUUCAAGGAGGCUAUCUGUAACUCCCUGGAGGACUACAACAAGCACAUUGAGGAGCUGAAGAGGGAGAUGGAGGAAGCCACGCAGAGUGCCAAGAGAAUCCGAGAGGACAUCCAGGAAAUGAGAAAUAAGUAUGGCUCUGUUGAGCCUCAGGAAAAAUGUGCUGCUUGUGACUUUCCUCUUCUAAACCGCCCAUUUUACCUUUUCCUUUGUGGCCACAUGUUUCAUUAUGACUGUCUUCUUCAAGCAGUUUUUCCAAACCUUCCUGCCUAUAAGCAGGCAAAACUGGAAGAUCUUCAGAAGAAGCUGGCAGCUACCAGUCAGCCUUCCAAGGGCCACCAUCGUCCCAAGGAUGCAGAUACUGCUAGUCUGGGGAAGGGGCAGCAGAGCCGGGAACAGAUCAAAGCUGACAUUGAUGAUAUUGUGGCAGCUGAAUGUGUGUACUGUGGUGAGCUGAUGAUCCGCUCCAUUGACAAACCUUUUAUUGAUCCUCAGAAGUACGAAGAGGAGAUGCAAAGCUGGCUGUAGUUCUCCAAAUCUGCAACUGUCAUUAUACCAGAGAGGUUUUGUUCACAACUUGUAAAGCUUCUGUGGUGGAAGUAAAAUCUCCGGAAAUGGGAACAGAGUGGCUUCUGUGGAACUCUUAAGGAAAGAGAAAUGGGAUCUUGUCAUCAGGAUUAUAGUAAACUAAUCUUGAAAAAAGUGGAGAUACAGCUAUUGCUGUCUUAAGAACUCAAAAAGCAAUUAGAGCUAAUCUACUGGAUUUUUGUUUUAGCAGAUGUUUGCUGUUUGCAAUUUGAGGUUCUCAGUGUGAAACUAAUGGUGUGCCUUGUUGCCCAGAAGGAACUGGGGACAGCCUGUGGUUUCUCUUCACUGUUGUGUUGUAUCUGUUUUGACGAAAACACACUUAAAUUGAAGGCAGUGAGGAACACUAAACAGUGUAGUCUUCAUUCAUCACUUCCAAUGCUAGAAUUGUCUUUGGUUUUCUUUUUUUGCUGAGUCUAUAGCCACUUAUGCUGAGGGAACACGAAAGGAGAAGUGCUCUUGCACAGAUAUUUUGUAAACGUUGUGCUACACAAAUACAUGUUUCUACACAACGUAGUAUAAGAGUGUGUAUAAUUUUCAAGCAGAUGUCUCAGCGUACAGUUUAGUCAUUUGACUGCAGUUCUCUUUCCCACAAGCUUUGUGAUCAAGCCCAUGCAUUUUAAUUUUCUCUGGAGGCUUUAUUGCUUUUUCUAAUAAUGGUUCUUAGUCUGUUUACACCUUCAUCCCACUUCCACUUUGACUUCCUUUGUAUAGUGGAUCUUGUUUUCAUCUCCACCCCAAUCCAGUGUUCCAGACAAGUAAGAACACUGCCCAGUUGUAUUGUUGUGCUCUGGUCCUCUUCAGGCAGCCCUUGAGCACUGGAAUAGAGAUGCAGUCAUAGAUCAAGGACAGACUACAGAAAACUCUUAACUGGUAAAAAAAAAUUUGCUCUCCUUGCUAGAUAGCCAGCAAUCUUCUGCCUUCUUGGCAGCAUUUGAUACUUUCUGGGAAUGGCUGCAAGUUGGUGUUUCUGUCUAUUGCUUUAAUUUGGAAAAUUCUUCCCAGAAUUGUCCACUGCAUUGUGGGCAAGGGAACAAAAAGAAAAUUCUCCAGCAGUUAGUCUGGGUUCCUUGUUUCACUACUGGAGAAACUGAAGUUUUAAUGAAGUUCUGCUGGUUGUGGCUGAAUUGCAAAAUUAGCAGAAUUGAUCUAAGUUAAAAGUGAUGAUUCUUUUAAGUCAAGCAAUAAUAUUGUCCUCUGAAAACCUCUUCUGUUCUUUCACAAGCCUGUGCUUGUCUUGAGAACUUGCCUCAAUCUGCAAGUCCUAUUCAUAGGAUUGUAGAACUAGGUCUUUUGCUUCAUAGCAAGGGAAUAUAGAUUGGUUUUCUUGAGGAGUUGACUUAAGAAUUUUGAUAACCAUUCAUAGCUUCAGAAGACCAUUCAUGCAUUUGUUGUUGGGAGCUUCAGCCUGUAAUGAGUGUGUUUUGACUGUGCAAUGUAAGUAAUAAAAAGCAGAGCUGAAGUGGGAAGACCUGAGGUGGCUAUUUUUCUGCCUUUUCAGAGAAACAUCAGUUGCAGCUUAUUCUGGUGGAGAGAGUAAUUUAGAGUUACCUAUUUUCUUUAGGACAUUCUUUAUGUUUGUUCUGUCUCUUUACUUUUUGGUGUUACAGCAUGCUUGCCUGGUAUAUUAAAAGUAUUAUCCUUACAUUCCUUUCCUAUUAGUGCAGCUGAUUUGUUACAAUGUUAGGUAAAUGUUUCUGUUUGUCUCUAACGAGGAAAAAUAUUUUUUGCUUACAGACCAUUCCAAGGGAAUCUGGUCUGUAGGAUUAAAAGUCACAAGUCUCUGCCUAAGAUGGGUUUGUAGGGGAAAGUACCUCAAAAACCCACUUGUUUCAGUCUUAGGUAUUCAUACAUCUCAGUUAACAAAACUAAAACUACAUUAUUUUUUUUAAUGGCCAGUAUGCUGUAUUCUCUGAGGGCUCUAGGCUUCUUCAGUAGGUACACAUACCACAAAUGUAAUGCUUCCUCACCACUGUUAAUUGAAAAUCUUCUAAGUUAUUUUCUAUUGAGGCUGUGGAAAUUGUUACUGCCUGAAAAGACUCCAGCAGUGGUUAAAUGACCAGUGUCAGUAGUGUAGGAAGCUAUAUAAAGAUACCUUCUGAGCUUUCCUUAAAUUGUCACGUACUUCCAAAGUUUUGGUAAGUUCUCACUUGUGUUUCGUGGCAACUUUGCAGUACAUCUCCCUGAAAAUGAGGUGUUUUUUGGGGAGGGCAGAUGGAAGCAAACUGUUUACUGUUCUCCAAUAAAUCCAGUCUGCAAGAUCUCUUCCUCUGUGCUUUCAGAACAGUGUUUUGAUCUUUUCUCCUUGUAGUUUCAGCACAGUUGUGGUUUUUGAAGUCCUUUGUAUUUAUUUAUUUUUGUUCAACUGUGAAUGAACCAUAUACCAGCUGUUACAAACAACAUGUUUUUGAGCCUUAUUCUUGUCUGCGUAAGUAAUCUCUGUCAUUUAAUUUAAUGCAGGUAGAGAAGAGAGUAACCAAAAGGGUGGAUGGGAGCCCAAGCCCUGUUUAAUAGGAGUAAACUUCUGUAGAUAGAUUUGUGCUGAAGAAAUUUAGGCUUUACCUGCACAGCUAAAGUAAACGUGCCCGUUAUCUUGCCUCAACAUCAAGCAAGUAACUGAAGAAAUGCUGCAAUCAUAGGAGACAGCAGUGAAUGUGUAUUAUGGGAAAACUUGUGAAGAAUUUCAGAUGCGCUUGCUGUUGACCUAUCAAGUCAGGAGCACAUCAAUAAAAUUCGGAGCUGUGUGGGUUGUCUCAUUACUAAAAGUAAGUGAUUGGGCUGGAAAUAUAGUAAGGCAGGUUCUUAGCAAGCCACUAGAUGUCAUUGCUGUCCAUUUAAAUGCUUAGGCUUGCUGCAGACAAGCUAAAGCUUGAAAAGUAUGUUACACAACAGAGAGGAAACAAUUCAGAUUCUCAGUGCCUUCUAUGUCAGAAAGGAGAAGCCAGACCUGUAAGGUAGUUUCUGGAGGCAAAGAUGCUAUGAAGAAUUAUCUCUAGCUAAAAGGAAACUUUAUUUCACAGGUCACUUUCAGGUAUCAAAAGCUUUUUUUACUCAGUUUAGUGGCAUUUUUUUUACACUCUUGUUUAAUUGCAUUCCAAUGUAAGUUCCUCCGGAGACUAUCUCACUUUGUCUCUUGAAGUGGCAUUUGGUGGCCUAGGAUCUGGCUGUUACCUCUGCUACUUGUCCUAGUGGCAGAGAUAGUAGAAGUAAAUGUGAGGCAGCUCUUUCAUUGCUAGAGUUUACACGUGGUCUUUAUUAAAAGCACCAUUACAACUGGGUGUGUUAGUGUUUGGGUGAGACACUGAGCAGUGUGACCAGAGAUGUUAGUGUUUGUUUCUCAGUGUGUCUCUGAGUUACAGGGUCAUCAUCUCAAUAUAGGAGUAGGAACAUCCUGUAUGCCAUCAAAAUUAGAUGUCAUUUUAUUCAGAAAUCAUCUAUUAACAUUUACUUCUUUGAAAGGCAGGUUCAAAUUAAGUAUAAUGACCUGCCUCUGUCAGUGUAUAGACUAUGUUUACAAAUGCAAAUACUUACUUCUAGUGAGAGUUCAUGGGAAAUCUUUCCAUUAGGUCCUUGUACCACUUAAUUCAACAAUCCUGUACUGAUCUGUGGAAAGGUAGACUGCAAGUGGGCUUCUUCCUUGCAUUGAGUGUGAUGAGUUGAAAUUUGAGGUUUGAAAUAUCCAGGGCUUAUGGACUUAGGGGUUUUGUUUUUUCAGUUGGACUCAAUCUUUUUCUUCAGAAUAGAUGGAGAGCCAUGCAAUUCACUAUGGUAAGUCUGGUGUUUGUGACAGAACCUUAAGGCAUCCUCAAAGCAGGGAGAUGCUGGCUAGAAUCUUCUGUUCCACCUCUUGUACACCAAGGUGGGAGGAAUGUCCUGGAAGUUAGAGGGAAUAGAGAUACGGUUUGGUUAAGCUUUAUGUAUUUGCCUGACUUCAGAGAAGACUUCUAAUUGGAACUGUGGGAGUUAAUGGAUCUGUAAUUUUCAUCUGAGGUCUUGAAGAAAAAGCUUGUCUUCUAUUCAAAAGAAACGUCAACAUUUUAGUAAAUUUGUAGAGCUUGAGACUUUAAAAGGAAAUAUUACAGGAAUGCUUUUUAUUUGCUGUGAGUUUAGGACUCUGUUCGUGCCCCAUGUAGACUUCAUACCCUCAGAAGCCUUCUAGGAGUUAAGGUUUGUGCCCUUAUUGUGAUGUUGGAGACUCAUAAUGUUCCUCCCUCAAGCAAACUGACUUGCAGCUGCUUUCAGGUGGAAAAAGAGAGAAGAGAUUAAACAAAUUUUAGAUCUAUCAGUUGAAACUGGUUGGGGUGGAGAGAAAGAAGCACUGAACUGAGUGUUUUUUGUGAUGCCUGGAGGUGCUCGAGAAAGGUUGUUCUGAUAACAUUCCUUGCUUAGGAGCAAGGAAGGUACAGGAGCACUCUAAGAUUGUACAUUUAGCUGACUAGAAAUCCUAACUAUCAAAUCCUCUUCCUCCUAAAGAGGAUUUGCUACAGCCUUUUGUUUGUUAAACUGUUUGUUUGCUUCAUUUAUAAUAGAAUAGUACUGGUGGAGGCAUCUGCAGUGAAAAUGCCCUGGAGGAUAUGAGCAGUCACAGCCUACUCCUUAUUUUGUGUGUUAUUUUGUUCUUUGUAGGUAGCAGCUAAUAUGAAAAAGAUUGACAAAUGGUUUGGUAUCCAAAAGCAGGUAUUCUCCACUUUGUGCAGUUGAAGUCCAAGUGCCAGUCACCUGACAUGGGAUGUGCUUUUUGGAUCGCAGCAUGAGCUUGAUGGCUGUUGGACUUUGCUUAAGCAGGUAUCUCUGUUUUCCGAUUAGUUACUCAGCAGUCUUUUUUUCAUUUCUGCAUGUACAUACUGAAUAGAUUUUCUAAUGAAUGUUUACUACAGAUCUGGGGUCAAAAAGCUUUUCUUAUCUGUAGUUUUUUGUUUUUGUUGUUGCUUUUGUUUCUUCUAUGGCACACAAGGUGCACAAUGUGGUUUUCUUAGAGAGUAGAUCUAACAUUUUUCGAUCUCUAAUGUUUCACCUUUUUCCCUUUUCUCACAGAGGUGUGUUUUCAUUGGGCCAGGACUUCUGGGUUAAUUAGGAACGUUACGAAGAGGAAUGUGAUGGUUGCUGCAUUAGUUUUUUAGGACUUCUCCUUAUAGACCAGGUUGUGACAGUUAUUAGAAGCUGCUGUUUUUUGAUGGCUGCUGUUUUUCAUUCAGAUGAACAAUUCUGGUAAGAGCCAACAAAAGCCUAUGAAGAUGCAGGUAGUCAGAAUUUUUUUGUGUUUGGCUAAUUAACACGGUCCUUGCAAAAUAUUCUUCUAGUUUUCCUCAUAUUGCAGAGCUAUCACUUAGCUCUGCAUCAAUAUGUAUAACUGGUCUGUUGGUAAAAUAAAAUAAUCCUCCCAAGCAUAGCUGAACAGAAUGUUGCCAUCCUUGAUAAAGGGCCACUAACAGCUCGUGCUGUUUGGGAAGACCACACAGAAUGUUGCUGGACAAGGAGGAAACUGGUAGUCAAGGCUUACUCUCCUCAGUGUCCCAAUUCUUUGUUUAAUACUUGCCUGUGUGACACAGCAUGGCUGUCUCAGAGUGACAUCUGCAUUUGUGUUACGGUGGUACAUUCUGCUGAGCAGCCCUUUUUGGGAGAAAAGCACUUCCUUAUGUUCUACAGUCUGUUUCAAACACUUGCCUGCUUUCCUGGUUAAUGAGACUGCAAUGACUGGAACUAUGACAUCUUUCUGCUAUGUCCCUCUGCAAGAUGGUUUGUGGUAAUCCUGUGUACGUGCUUCAAGGACUUGCAGUGGUAGGGAUUCCAAAGCUAAAACAACAACAACAAAAAAGUAUCACAGGAAAUGUCUAAUGAAAGUGGAAAAUUCAGAAACUUGUUCCAUAAUAGGCAGCGUUUGUUUUCAUUCUGUUGUUUUCAUUCAGUACUUAGCAAGAAAGUAAGAAUAAACUGUAAAGUAACUUUUCAUUCAUCUCAGACUUCUCUGAGAUGAUGACAGUUCCCCAUGUAUCCUUAUGGAGGAGGGACCUGAAAGGUGGAAAUCCAUGGAAUUGAGGGAAUUCAGUAUUAUGUUUCAGCAGCUUAGAGUUACAGGAAUUUUCUCAGUUGUCACGGUGGCACCUGUGCCAAAAAUAAAGGUGUGGAUUAUUUACCAGGCGUCUUGUCCUGCCUGGAUUGUGCUCCUAAAAAACCAACCACUUGGGAAGUUCAUGCUAAACUUAAGGUGAAAUAAGGAAGAGGGAAGAAUUUCUGAACACAACACAGGCAUUAUUGUCAGUCUCCGUUCAGCAUGUGCAUAAUGCCAGGCCAGAACAAGCUUUCUGGAUGUCCUCCAUAAGUCAUAAACAAUUUGUAGGUAUGGCUUUGGGCAGAAGUUUCAAAGUGCUUCCUUUUAAAGUUGUUCUUCGAAGUUAGAAUGCUUUUAGAGCUGACUGCCUUCUUAUGAGCCUUAAAUCAGGAGCAAUGGCAGAGCCAUUUCUUCUCAAUGCCUGACAUGUCAUGUGUUUUUUAUUCAUUCUUCCCUCACUGGGGCAGACACCAGCUCAGCAACCACCUCUUUCUCCAGCUCGUUUCCUUCACCUCUGCUCGCUGCUGUUGCAAAUCACUUCUUGAUUCUGGCAUAAAUAUAGGAUGGGUUAGCAGGAAGUUGGCAGUGAAAACUCCCUGAUGUGCAGGUUGAAAAGUAAAGGGAGGGAGUUGCAGUGAGAAGGUAUCCAGAGCCCUGCUGGCUUUCAGGUUUCAGAAGGAUGAAAUGUGCAAGGAUAGUAGUUACUGCCUAACUGUUAAGGAGUCAGCAGGACAAUUAAGCAUUGUGUCUUUUAAUGCCACUUCUCUCUUGCCCCACGUGGCUGUUCUGAGUGAAGCAGUGCAGUAGUAGGAUGGGCAUUUAAAUAAAGUUUGAUACUAAAAUCUCAGCCCAUUUCCAGUACCACAAAUGACAGCCAGAAAGGAUUUGGCUUUUCACCAUUACCCCGUCUUUCUGACUAAUACCAUUUAAUGAGUAUGGGAGGCUCAAGAUGGCCGGAGAAAGUAAUCCUUCCAUUGAGAAACAGCUAUCUGAUCUUAUACAGGAGGGCCUGAGUUCUGCUUCCCCCUUUCCAGAUGGGGCUACACAAUACCCCCACCUCAAAACAAAUUACAGACAUAUGCAUGCACAAAAAAAGCAGCAUGCCAAGUCUGUCUCUUUACCAGCUCUGUUUCUGUUAACUCCCUGACGUUUUUAGGGCACAAAAGUAGGUUUCUAAUAUAUACCGAAUUCUUGGUUUUUGAUGGCAGUUCAGAUAGAUAAUCUACAAGGUUAUUGCAUAUGAAUCCCUGCUCUCUGUGGCAAGUGAACCAGUAUGUUGCAGGCUGCACCUGUUACAUGGAGCCUGCACAACAUCCUUGGAGUGCUGAAUUUAUACUGAAAAGGUAAAAAGAAAAAGUUGUUGCAUUUGACUAAGUGAGGAUGUUACUCUCUGCCGUAAGUUGUAGAUCAAAUAUAACAAGGCACCCCUUUCCUUUAAGAGAAGUAAGAGAAUAAGAUCUAUAUACCCUGGGAACAUGUAUUUAAAAGCAGCUUUCUUUUGCAGUUCUCCCUCCAUUUACUUGCUUUGCAUAGUAAAGUUUCACUUUUUAGUCACAUCAGCCUGGGUACUGCAUUGCUGUAGGAUGUUGUUUUUCUGUCAUAGCCUAAUUAACAUCUUAGGUUGGGUGUUGGUGUUCCUCUCCCAUGUUCAGGUGCUUAAUACAGUUCUUAUCACCCCAGCACAGUUACUUUGGAUCCUAGCCCAGCCCAGUGCAUGCGUGGGCACUGGCAGCGUUUGGAUAUUUAUAGGGAUUUCUACUUCCUUCUUUUCUUUGGACCACUUUCUUACUACAAGAAUUUGUUGUUCCUUCCAUGCUGCAAUGGAUGUGACCCUCCCAGGGUGGUGUCUGGGCAAUAGAUGUUGUGUAUGCACCUAACCAGCUGCUGGGGCAAGUGCAAGCAGGAGGGUAGGACACAGCAAUGGCACACAAGGCGUAGUUGGAAAAACAAAUAAAAAUAAUAAAAAUUGCCUCUUUUGCUUCCUUCCACUUUGGCAGAUGACUUGGGCUUGUCCAUUUAUCUCUGUUGGACUGGAACAUCUUGAGAACUGUUGCAAUG
This is a messenger RNA of Centrocercus urophasianus (Greater sage-grouse), 11141 nucleotides long. It is a transcript of the gene VPS18, whose product is annotated as VPS18 core subunit of CORVET and HOPS complexes. Gene Ontology annotation, cellular component: HOPS complex; endosome. Gene Ontology annotation, molecular function: protein-macromolecule adaptor activity. The record is from RefSeq and is a predicted model, not a curated record. The coding region runs from base 53 to 2977 and encodes 974 amino acids. Gene Ontology annotation, biological process: intracellular protein transport; lysosome organization; organelle fusion. NCBI's taxonomy places the organism in Eukaryota, Metazoa, Chordata, Aves, Galliformes, Phasianidae. The transcript has 5 exons.